AAGCAGAGGCGCAAAGAGAGAAGCAGGGGAGGACUCGGAGGCUGAGCCGUAAAGGGCGGGGGGGGGGGAUUAGAACCAGAGUCUCCUCAGGAAGAUCAGAGCCCCCCCCGCCCCAUUGGAGCCGAGCAUCAGCCGCUCCCUCCUCCGACACCCCCUCCCCGCAGCCCGGGAACCAAGUAAUCCCCAUCGAUGAGGAGGAGGAGGAAGAGAAGACAAAAGGGGAUUUCAGCUCUAAAGUGACAGCAAGGGAAAGGAGAAGCCGCAGCCGAGGGAGAGAGAAGCUGAGGCAGAGCAGAGCGGCAGGUCCCCCCAGGCACCCACCCGGCGGCAGGGCCCCAGGAAGGGGGAACCCACCCCACACACACGCGCCCUCCAGCUGUUGGCUUGCUCUCUUCUGCCUUUGAUGCCAUGGGUAACAGCUUCUCCAGCAUCCCUGCACUGCCCAGAGGCCACCAGAGCAGAUUCCACAGGGUCCACCACCAGCACCUGAAAGACUCUAUAGGUGGACCCUUCCCGGCUUCCUCUCACCGAUGCCACCACAAGCAGAAGCAUUGUCUUCCCAUCACGCACUGCGGAGCUUUGUCAAUCAGCCCGCUACUUUUCCAUCCCCAUGCCAAGGGGUCCCAGAUCAUCAUGGACACGGCACAGAAGGCAGUGAAGCGGCAAGCCAGCUUCUGCAAUGCCAUUACCUUCAGCAACAGGCCUAUCGUGAUCUACGAGCAAGUCAGGUUAAAGAUAACAAAGAAGCAGUGUUGCUGGAGUGGGGCUCUCCGACUCGGAUUUACUUCCAAGGAUCCCUCCCGGAUUAAUCCUGACACAUUGCCAAAGUAUGCUUGCCCGGACUUGGUUUCCCAGAGUGGAUUCUGGGCCAAGGCCCUUCCAGAAGAGUUUGCAAAUGAAGGAAACAUCAUAGCAUUCUGGGUGGACAAAAAGGGCCGGGUGUUUUAUCGGGUCAAUGACUCUGCUGCAAUGUUGUUCUUCAGUGGGGUGAGGAUCACGGAACCCCUGUGGGCUUUGAUUGACGUAUACGGACUCACCCGUGGGGUGCAGCUAUUAGACAGUGAAAUUAUUCCUCCCGACUGCCUGCGUCCGAGAUCUUUCACUGCAAUUCGCCGGCCCUCGCUGCGCAGGGAGACAGAGGAUACCCGGCUGUCCGUGAGCCUCUGCGACCUCAACCUCCAGGAAGAGAACUUCCAUGUGCUGGCCACCAUGUGUCCCAUCCCUCAGAACUCCCUCAAUUCUCAGCAUUCCCAUCUCUUCCCAUCCCAGCUCGAAAGUGACCUCCGCUUCCACCAGCUCAGGGGAGCCCAUAUCAAAAUCCUGGACGACCAAACUGUGGCCCGGCUGGAACAUGCCCGGGAAGAGAGGACUUUGGUUUUCACCAGCAGACCCCUUAGAAUCAAUGAAACCAUUUUUGUCAAAAUUAACAAAUCAAAUGCCUCCCGUUCCGGCACAUUGUCAUACGGAGUGACCUCUUGUGACCCUAGUACUCUGAGGCCCAGUGACCUUCCUUAUAACCCAGAAUCAUUGGUUGACAGGAAGGAAUUCUGGGCAGUCUGUAGAAUCUUGGUGCCCCUCCAGAGUGGAGACAUCUUGGGGUUUAUGGUGAAUUCGGAAGGCGAACUGCAUUUGAGCCAUAAUGGUGCCAGCGCCGGCAUGCAGGUCUGCGUGGACUGUUCCCAGCCCCUCUGGAUGUUCUUUGGUUUACAUGGAGCAGUUAUGCAAAUUCGAGUAUUGGGUUCCACCAUACUGGCUGAGCGACUGGGCCCAUCUACACCGAGCUCUCCCACUUCAGCCCCAAAUUCCCCCACGGGUCUCUGCAGUGGGGUUUCUGAUCCAAUACUGAGUACGUGUGGCUCCAGUCUGCUCUGCAGCUCCAUCAAUGGCACAGCUCCAAACUCCCCGGUCAGCAUGCCGGAGUCACCCAUCUCCCCAUCUGGCUCAGGGGUCUGGGGGGACGAGUGCACCAUCUGCUACGAGAACAUGGUCGAUACCGUCAUUUACUCCUGCGGACACAUGUGUCUCUGCUACCCGUGUGGGCUGAAACUCAAGAAGAUGGCCAACGCCUGCUGCCCGAUCUGCAGACGGGCCAUCAAGGAUAUCAUCAAAACAUAUCGCAGCACUUAGAACAGCAGUAUGGAUGGGGGGGGGGGGGAAACGCCGUGGGGGGGGCAGACGUGAGAGGAGCGAGGGGUCUCUGUCUUCAUUCAUCAUCUGUGAAAUUCAACAUCUGAACCACCCCAAGGAGGCUGGAGGUGGGGAGGGGAGGGUCCUGCUGGUGAUGGCUCUUCCACUCCCCCUUGCCCCCAAUGGGUUCUGAACUCCAGCACAUCAGGGAAGUCAAGAUGAACCUCUCUUUCUAAUGGUUUUACAUUUUAAUCUCAAGAAAACAGCUGGAGCUGUUCUUCCUCUUCUACACCAUGCCCAGGGAUGUCCUUCUCCCCAGUGGACAGCAACUGUAGGCAGCUGGUGAGUGGCAAUAAUCCAGAGAAGAAAGGAGGCCUUUUGGGGGCAAGUGACCCCCCAUCUCACAAAAGCCUCUUAAAAGGGCCGGGCUGCAUGGGCCAUUCAGAAGAGCUGGGUGUCCAGCAGGAGCUCUGGCACAAAGGGUGUGAAAGGGCGAGUCUGGCAGGAGAGAAAUUAUAAAUCCAAACCCUUUUGCUGGUGGCAAAAAAGCUCCCAGUAACCCUGCUCUCUCUUUGCUCUCCUGAGAGCAGUGGCUGGUGAAUGGAAAUCAACGUGUUGAGUGCUUCAUGGGGGGAGAGUGGGCCUGUGGAUUUUUGGUAAUGGAGAAAUGCAUGGUGAGAUGGGGGGGUGGGGGAGCAGAUGGGUGUGCAGCAUGUGGUUCCUGCGAAAGACUCUAGUGUUGGGCAUGGCUCUGCGUGUUGCCUUCCAGCAAGAUGACACCCUCAGGCUUACGUUUGCCCUUCAGCAUCCUUUCCUCACCAGCCGGCUCCCUCCUGCCUGGCUCAUUGUGGCACUGCAUGACUAUAACCCCACUGCACCGACGCUUGCUCCUUAGUUCUCCCUGCCCUUCCCAUCAGCGUUUCACAAGCCAAAAGCCUCUUCCCCCCCACCCCUCACUCAGCACUUGUGAAAAACACUGAGGAAGAAUGUCUACAACCCCCCCUUCCCUCCCCCGCGCUCUUUUUUUUAUGGUAAAGCGUUAAAUGUCUCUAAAGGAAGGAAAGUUGGUUCGUGAUCGCACGCUCUUGGCCACACUGAUGUGGUCAAUGCACUUAGUCAUCAACAAGCGAAAAAAGGAAGAAAGUGGCUUAAAGUGGAUUUUGUUUCUUUGUUUUAAAGAAGGAGCUUCUGAUCACUCAAGGGCUGGGGAGGAGGGAGAGAAGUGGGCUUUGGCUGCUGCUCCUGCCGCCCCUGUUAGUUUCAGAGUGGCCAGAUUCUCUGCAUCCCACCCAUUUUGUGUGUCUAUUUGCGAGUCCUUGUGAGCACUCAGAGUUGUACUGGGCGGCCACCAGGCUCUACCAGGGCUCACUCAGUCCGCAGUCAUCUCAGUUUAGGUCUGUCAGUCCUCCCUGGUCCGCAGCUGCAAUACGAGCAAGGCACGCUGCAUCCCUCUGGGGCUGAGCGUGCCAACCCUUGGUGCCCAUGGAGUUCACGAGGCUCAGCGUGGUGGCAAACUCGAGGCCUAGUGAUUUUGUAUCUAACUGGAGACACUGUAAAGCGUCCUUGUUUUCAGAACGCGACAAGCCCCAUCCGGAAACCAGGCGCCUCUGAACAGACUCGAAUGCGGCACUUCUGAAAAUCUUCGAUGAGGCGCUUGACCUCAGCUAGCUCCCAUUGACUUCAGUGGGAGAUCAAGCAAGGCCCCAGCCUGGUGGGAAGUAUUAGAAGGAGCAAGCCUGCUGCUUUUCAGGAGGCUGCACAGCAGAGAAGGCAAGCAAGAUGUGGCCCAUUUAUUCUAUUUGCGAGUGUUAAUGGCCCCAGAACACACACACCUUGCCCCAGUCUAGCAUUGACAGAUCAUGGGCUCAGUCACCUUGGCCCACAGCUGUAGCUCAUGUACCUCUGCAUGGUCCCUUGGCUGCAACGAGAGCGGGGCCACUGCAGGCCCAGGCCUUUUGCUUUAUGUGCUGGCCUCCUGUGGGCUUUUACUGAAGCAACUUCACAGUCAGUUCUAUUAGACACUGAGAAACCGGUAACCCUGCGGGCAAGAGCAAUUAGGUAUUGGCACAUCAGGCCCCAUGUGCAUUUCAGGGCAUGGGGAUUUCUCCCCACCCUACCCCUAAAAGCAUUGAAAGGGAGAGUCUUUGUUGUAUGCAGGGAAGUGGCUCUGCUCAGUAACAAAUGAUGCUGAUUUGCUAAAAAACAUGAGCAAAGCGCUGCUGCUCCCCAUGGCGCCACCGCCCACCCUGCAUGCUUUUCAUGAGUGCAACUUACUUUUCAGCGCUGCUCGCGGGAGGAAGCCUGUGGCUGACGUAGACCCAGACUGCAACAGGGCGCUCACGUUUGUAAGUAGCUGAAAGUGUUGAAGAUGAACAAAUAGCCUCUGUCUGCCCUAAGUACCACGGCCCAGCUCCUCCGCUCUUGCUAAACUGACUGAUACCAGCUGAUCCUUACAGCGAGCCAUGAGAGCUUUUUGUGGGCCCUGUUGCUUUACAAAGCCAGCACGUUCUUCACAGCAGCCAGCAAGCCCACUCCUGCAUGCCAAACUUGGGCAAAACUCACAUGCUCGCAGGAACCGCAGGCUCAGACACCUGUAAGGAGCAAAUGGGGGGACAUGUUGAUGAUGAGCUGGGGGGGGGGGGCGUGUUACAUAAAACUAGUUUGGUUUUUGCUUUUCCUUGUAAGACAUCACCAGCUGGCUGGUGGGGAAGGUGGAAUGUGAAUUGAGAAGGGAAAAAAAAAGAUCCUAUCAAAAGCAUAAUGAAAUUAAUACCUAAUUAUUUUCCCCAUGAAGUACUGUAGCACUGUAAGCAUCUACCCCUGCCCCCGCAGCAGCUGACUAGCGCCCCCGCCCCCACACCCAGCUGAUGCAGGUGUAUCAGCAGCCCUCAUGGUGUGCAGCAAACAAUCCUCUUGUGCCAGUAGAUUUUUGCCAAUAGUCCCAAAUACUGUAUUUGUUUCUAUAUUGUAGAUUUUAAUAUAUAAAUAGAGUUAUGGCGCUGGAAUUAAUUCCCCUGCCACUCCUGCAGCAUCCUCACCGACAGCCGGCUGUGGAAAGGAGCAACUCAGUGCAGAGGCAGCCUUCUGCCGAUUUUCUUAAUAAAAGUUAUCUUGAUUCUGCUACUGUGCAUGGAAAGCCGCUGCAUCCCCAGGGAUUGGUUUAGCCGGAGAAUGCAUUUUUAAAGCAUCACUUUUAAGAGGGAUGGUCUUGUGACAUAAGAUGGGUGGCGCCUAACCCCCUUGGGGGAAUCUCAGCUGAGCCCCAACUUCAGCAGCCACCUUGGGCUUACAGAGCAUGUAGUUCCUACAUUUUAAUUCUUACAGCACCUGAAAUGCCCACAGUCCUGCCCACCACAUUACCACCCAGGGCUAGAACCGCCGACUGUACUCCUGUGAAACAGCCCUUUGAAGUCAUGGGGAUCAGACGGGCCUUGUGUGAGCUUUGCAGGCGUGGACUCCAAACUCAGCAGGGCUAGCAUACGGGCGACCAAGUGCAAACACUGUUGGCUUUCAAUGAAAAUGAUCACUGACUUGCCCAAACACUCAGAGCAGAGGGACAGCUACAAGGUUUACACCAGCUGCUGGCCCUAACCUUGCAGCCCCCCUGCCCCGCACCAGAGGUGUAGAGCUGAGAGAGUAAGGAAUCGGGAAGAAACAUUGGGGGGGGGGGGGGGGGAAGCAGGGAAAUUAGCACAUAUAUAUAAAGCCAACGCAGUCAGCAUCAUCCUCACGCCAUCUGUCCAGGCUAGGCUGGUUAAUGGCUACAUCGUGACUUUUAAAGAAGGGACAAACAGGGAUAAGAGUGGUCAUGUGGCACUGUACCAGCCCUAACUGACUUACGUGUGUUUGAAUGUAAUAAAAUGUGUUUGUUUUACUGUGGAUCAAACGCCAGGUGUUAGCAGAAGCUUUGUCAAGUAGGCUGGGGAGUUAGAAUAGGGCUACACUAAGCCUGGACGCAGGUUCAAGUUUGAGCCCAAGUGCCCUUCUGCCAACAUUCAAAUCAGCCUGACUCAGAUCAGGAAGCACUAGGGUUCCCAACUUUCUAGUUGCACAAAACUUGAACAUCCUAGCCCCUUCCCCAAGUCCCUGCCCCCCCCACUCACUACAUUCCCCCACCCUCACUGGGCUCUGGCAGGGGUUUGGGGUGCAGGAGCAUAGGCUUACCUCAGGCAGCUCAUAGUCAGCAGCGGGGUGGAGGGGGGGCUAAGGCAGGCUGCGUGCCUGGCCUGGCACCGCGCUGCACGUGCCCUGGAAGCAGCCAGGAGGUCCGGGUCCUAGGCUAGGGGACCAGGAGGCUCCACAUGCUGCUCUUGCCUGCAGGUAUGGUGCCCCCCACCCCCAGCUCCCAUUCGGAGCCAGUACUGGGGGCAGGGGCAAUGCCCAGAGCCCCCUGGCUCUCCCACCUAGGAGCCGGACCUGUCCUUCUGGCUGCUUCUGGGACACAGCGCGGUGCCACCCAGGACAGGUACAGACUAGCCUGCCUUAGCACCACAGACCGGGCGUUUAACAGCCCAUUCAGUGGUGCUGACCGGAGCCACCAGUGUCCCUUUUCGACAGGGUGUGCUGAUCGAAAACCAGAGACCUGGUCACCCUAGGAUGGACUCAGUCCCCUGCUAGGAGAGCAGGUCAGAGCCCCAGUACUGCUGUGACUCAGGGCCAAACCCUGUCAUUUUGCAGUGUGGUCACAGCUCAAGCCAAGUUAUGUGGUCUGUACAGGGCAACAGGAAUGCAAUAGCACGGCUGAGAGACCUGGGGCCGGCACUUGUAAACUCAGCUUAAUGCUGCAGUGUGAGUGCUGACUCAUAGGCUUGGAAACACGGCAUCCAUGAGCCUGGGUGGCACAGCCCUGGGCUGUAGUAUGCCAAGCAGCCAUGCCACUGGGGGGGUGGCGGCUCUUCUUCCUGGUGUAGUUUGGCUAAUGCCACAGUAGAAGCACGGUCCGGCCCAGGGAGCUGCAGGGCUGGGCUUGCUGUGAGCAGAAGCAGUAACAAAACAAAACUAACUUUUGUUGGAUUGGUGUUGGUUCCAAUAUGUGCUGGUGUCAGCUCCAUUUCCUUGUUUUAUUUUACAAUGGUUUGUGUUCUAGCAGAAAAAUCCAUUCUGUGAAAAUUGGAUAACUGUGAUUGUGAAUAAAGGUGAUUUUAGGUAUCCCACAGCAGUGUAAGGGCGCAGUUAUUGACCAUCGGCUUGGAGUACAUGCAGCCAAAACGACAAGUUCUACCCACCUUAUUUACACACAUCGGAGCCCGAUCAGCUGGAUUUAUAGGGCCUGAGGCUCUAGUUCCUUACCCCCCAUGCAAAGGGGUGGUAAAAUACUGCUGAGCACACUAUUUCAGCCCUAGCCUGCCAAGGCAUAAGGGCUGCAGCCUUCCCCUCUUCUCUCCC
Chelonia mydas (Green sea turtle) is the source of this 7512-nucleotide messenger RNA. RefSeq names its product neuralized E3 ubiquitin protein ligase 1 (gene NEURL1). Gene Ontology annotation, cellular component: postsynaptic density; plasma membrane. Gene Ontology annotation, molecular function: ubiquitin protein ligase activity. The coding region runs from base 409 to 2127 and encodes 572 amino acids. Gene Ontology annotation, biological process: negative regulation of Notch signaling pathway; nervous system development. The transcript has 6 exons. Lineage: Eukaryota; Metazoa; Chordata; Testudines; Cheloniidae. The record is from RefSeq and is a predicted model, not a curated record.